Dermacentor silvarum is the source of this 927-nucleotide messenger RNA. RefSeq lists its product as uncharacterized. The record is from RefSeq and is a predicted model, not a curated record. Bases 1 to 927 code for a protein of 308 amino acids. The transcript has 2 exons. Lineage: Eukaryota; Metazoa; Arthropoda; Arachnida; Ixodida; Ixodidae.
AUGGAGGACGCUAGCUUAGAACUCAUGCAGCUGCGCUUGGCCAAUGAAAGGCUCGUUACCCAAGAUGGCAGGCGAAUGUCUGUGAUUGCACUCGCAUUCACACUCAAGAGUGUCUCCCAGCUGGCAGAAAAGCUCCUCGAUGCUGACCUGUGCAAGUACAUCUGCACGAGAAACCUGAACCAGGACCCCCUGGAAAUGUACUUUAGUUGCAUAAGGCAGCGAGGUGGCUGGAAUAACAACCUUUCAGCGGUGCAAUUCCGGCACGCCUACAGGCAGACCAUAGUAAAUGCAGCUGUUCUUGGUUCGAAGAAUGCCAACGUAACUGCACAGACUGAAGGGAUAUGCCUUUCAAGAAGCCAGGGGCAGCCCAGCAGCGAUUUGGGUGACAUCUAUGAAGAGCAGUCAGCUACACUGGUGGAUGCUCUGCUCGAGCACGACUACUUCGCUCGGAGCGAAUAUGCCAGUGAAGUCGUCCGCUACAUCGGUGGCUUUGUGGUUAGGGCAACCAGCAAGCAUCUUCACUGCGCGGAAUGCGCAGCAAUGCUCACCAAUGACACUGUGACUAGCUUGCUAACAUACAUAAAGGGCAAUGGUGGUCUUAUAGAACCAUCACGCUUUGUGCAUGCAGCAAUGUGUGCAGCAGAGACAGUGCUACGCCAAGGCAACACGACAGGAGACAACAUCCACAAGAUAACUCUUAGGGCCUUCCAACAAUUCGUGAAGCAAUAUGAAGUCAUGCUUCACAAUUGUACACACUACUCUGAAGACCCGCAGCAUGUGAUAAGCCUCACAAAAGUGCUGCAGAAAAAGUAUGUCACUCUCCGAAUGAAAGAAAUUGGUAGAUGCCGCACUGAGCAGGAGCGCAGUGCAUACAUCAGGCACGUGCUCACAAAGCGUGUGCUAUUUGCUCACCAGUAUUUGACCUAG